AUGCCACAGCCUGCGGAACCCUCCUCAGAGGUGACAAGUGCGACACCUGGCAGGUCUCAGGCGGUGGAGGAUACCCUGGCUCAGGCAAGAGCAAAUGCGUUGAAGAGAUUGGAAGCGCGAAGAAAGGGACAGUCUGGAGAUGCGGCUCAACUCAGUGAUACUCCAGCUAGUUCAUCGAUCGCGACCCCUGCUACGCCUCAGACGUCGAGCAGACCUUCGCCGUUUGGAUCUCUCUUUACUCCACCAGCAGAUGCGGAGACGCCUACGAAGCCCAGCACUGCUGCCUUUAGUCCAGCGUCAAUCUCACGAGCUUCGCAGCUGCCCAUUGGCUCCCCGGCUAAAUCACGAUACGUCCCCUCUGGUCUCUCAGCUUCCUCAACGCCGCCAGCCUCCUCCUCCCUCUCCUCGAAAGACAAGUAUGGAUCGAUAAGCUCUAGUGAUCGACGUCGGCUAGGUCGACAUUUACCUAGGAUCGCCUCUGGCGAAGGCGGACCGGAGACGCUGGAGCCAGUCAAGGUUGUUCGCCGACAACCAUCAAACCUCGGGAGAGAUUCCAUCAUCCUUCCUUCCUCCCUUGGCGACACCUCUGCAUCGCCACCACCGAACAAAGCUGGCGACGUCUUGCAACCCUCGACUCUCGAUAAUGUCCCUUCGACACCACAAGGCACAAUUCACACGCCGAGCACGAAGCGCCGCUCAUAUCUGCCGAACACCAUCACCCCUACCUCAAAGACUCUUAAGCCUCGAGCGGAAGUGGCGGGCGACGAGAUGAAGGGUCUAAUGAACGCGGUCGGGAGCUUGCCAGCGAAGGGCACAGAUGAUGGCGAGGCAGUCACGGGCAUGUCCAAUCGAUUACGUCUCUCACGAGCCGCCUUACCACCAUCUGCGUCCUCCACUACACUGGCCCCUGCGCCUUUACCUUCACGUCGGCUGAUGCAAAGCAAUUGGAUGGACAAGCAGCGUCAUACCCUCGCGUCGUAUGAAUAUCUCUGUCAUAUUGGAGAGGCUCAACAGUGGAUCGAGGGAUGUCUGGGCGAAGAGACUGGGUUCGGUGUUACUGAGAUGGACGAAGGGUUGAGAGACGGCGUGGUUCUGGCCAAGCUUGCACGGGUCUUUCAAGGCGAACAGGUGGUCAAGAAAAUUUGGACAGACAGCAAGCAUCGAUACAAGCAGGUCGAUAAUAUUGACCAUUUCAUGAAGUUCAUUCGGACAGUCGGCAUGCCUCAGGUUUUCACGUUUGAUCCAAUUGAUCUGUACGAGAAGAAGAAUAUACCAAAGGUUAUCUUCUGUAUUCACGUGCUGAGUCAUCUUCUCUCGCGCCAAGGCCUCGCCGAGCGGAUCGGUGAUCUCGUCGGUCAAUUCGAGUUCACAGAUGAGCAGCUCGCAAAAACUCAAAAAGGCAUACAAGGCGUCGCAAUGCCGAAUUUUGGAGACGCUCGCAAGACACUUGCGAAGGAGGCCAGCUGGGCACCGGAGGAGCCCGAAGAGACGGAAGAAGAGCGUCGAGAUCGCGAACUACUCGGAUGCGCACCAUCUAUUGUCAAACUUCAACAGCAUCUCCGAGGUCAACUGGCGAGAGCCCGCGCCAACCGGACAAAAUAUCACCUGGAUCUCGCCAUGCCGGUCAUUGUCCGAUUCCAAGCUCGAGCGCGCGGUGCAAUGUGCCGCUCACGUCUGAUAGCGCAGCGCGAGGCGGAGGAAGAUCUGUACGACUGGGCCUCAGAUUUGCAGUCGGCUGCCAGACGUCACCUUGCGGUAAUCCGCUUGACCAGGCAGUACCGUGACUUGAGCAGAGCUGCAACAUCGAUCAUUGGCAUACAAGCACAUGCUCGGGCAAAGCUCGCCCAUACUCGCCACAAACAGGCUCAGAAAACCUUAUACAGUUCGACUGAGGCCAUCACUGGUAUACAAUCAGCCUGCCGCCGUCAUCUUGCCUGCGCCGCGAGAAGCAGAGUCAGGACCUCCUGCUCCGAGGCGGCGACCCGCCAGUCAAUCGUUCAGCUGCAGGCAAUGUGUCGAGGACACCUAAUCCGGCAACGUGACGGGAGCUUGUUAGAUAUCCUCGAUGCCAUGGUCGGCAUCCACAUUGCUGUACAAAGUCAAAUCCGAGGGGCACUCGCUCGACGAAAGCAGAAGGCCAGGGAAGAAAAGCUGGACGAUGCUUCAGCGUAUAUCGUGGCCAUUCAGUCAACUGCUCGUGGCGUGCUCGCCCGUCGGAAGAAGCAAGCCUACGUCGAACACGUUCAGGAGGCUAUGCCUGUCCUGUCGUUGCUCCAAGCGGCGGCUCGCGCACGUCUGGCGAAGCAAUCACAUCAAAGCAUGCAGAAAGCACUCUCCAAGGUGGAAAUGGCUGGAAACAUCGGAGGCCUGCAAUCGUUCCUCCGCACCAGGUUGGCCAAAAAGCAGAAUACGGAGCAAAAGAAGAAGCUUGAGUUUGUUCAGCCCGAUGUCAUUGGCUUCCAAGCUUGUGCUCGUGGCUACCUAGCACGACAAGAAUACAACGAGUGGAGAGAGUAUUUGCAGGAUCCACACACGCAAGGCGCUCUGGUCUUUCUUCAAUCUCUUAUUCGUGGUUUCCUCGCUCGGCGAAGGCUCUGGAUCAGGACCUCGUACCUUCACACAAAUGUCGAUCAAGUGAUCAAGAUACAAUCGUUAUGGCGAGGUCGAGCGGAGCGGUUAAUGUACGAUCGACUUUUGACCGGACGAGGAGUUGACGUGCCCACCAUCCAAAAUUACAUGCACCUCCUCGACGAUCGAGACACAGACUAUCAACGCCAGAUUCACACGGAGAAUUUGCGGCGAGAGGUUGUUCGCUUGAUCCGAGAGAACCAGAUGCUCGAGACUGAGGUCAAGGAGCUGGACACGAAAAUCGCUCUGAUUCUCAAGAACAAGAUGACAUUCGAGGAGCUUGUACAUGCCAAAAGGAGUGCAAGAGGACCAGGAGAGCAGAGCGUGUCGCACGAAGGUUGGAAAGAUUCGACUACCCGAGAUCCAUUCACGACCCACGCGCACAUGGAUCGAUCUUCUCAACGGAAGCUAGAACUGUUCGAGUAUCUUUUCUUCUUGCUCCAAACCAGGGGAGAAUACAUCUCUAGGUUGUUGUACGACUUGAUGAGGAGAGAAGAUGCGGAGCAAGAACGGGUCUUGGUCGAAAGCGUGACGUUGGUCCUGUUCUCUUACGGGCAAGAAACGAGAGAAAUGUUCCUAUUUGCCAAAUUGUUACAGCUCGCUGUGCACGAAGAGAUCCUCCGAUCGACAUCUCUGGAGGAACUGGCAGAUGCACGUUUCGCCAUCACUUCGGUGGCCAUGCAAUAUACACGCGAAGCAAUAACGCCACUUUUACAAGGCGUCCUCGGCGAACAUGUGGCGAGGGUGAUGCAAGCUCAAGAUCUUGAUCUGUCAACAGACCCAGUCGAGAUCUACCAGCGACUCAUCAACGAGGAAGAAAGUCGAACUGGUAUGGGCUCAAUGAAGCCAAGGAAUCUUGAUGGGAAUCAAAUUCUGCAGACCGAUGAGUCAACCAGAGCUUUCUACAUCCAGCACCUGCAGGAGCUUCGACACUUGACAAAGCGCAUGCUUGAGACCGUAUAUCAAAGCACCGCACACCUACCAUACACUGUCAGACUGCUUGCUCGCGAGGCGCUUCUGGCGCUCAGGGUCAAAUUUCCCGACGUCAGCGAUGAGCUCCUCACGCCCAUUGUGGCCAGAGCCGUAGUGUUCCCUUUCAUCUUGCCUGCCAUCAUCGCUCCCGAAUCAUUCGGAAUCGUCGAACAUGGGAUUGGCGCUCAGGAGCGACGCAACCUCGCUGCAAUCGCCAACCUCAUCACCCAUGUCGCGGCGCAGGAUUUCACCUCUUCCAAAGAUCACUUUGUGCGGACCCCGCUGCAAGAGUUCAUCCGGUCAGAGGGCAUAUCCUUCAGAGACUGGGUCCUGGAUGUCGCCUCUGUCGAACCGCUGGAAAGCUUCUAUCAGGCGGAUGAUCUGCUCGAGUCGACUGUUGAGGCCAAACCAAUCAUGAUUACGAGAAACGAAAUCUAUGGCAUGCUCAGCACUCUGAUCAAGAACAUCGCUGCUUUCUAUGGUGGCAAACAGAACGACCCGCUCGUAGCCGUCCUUGGGGAGCUUGAGGGUCCCCCCAUCAAUUAUGAUCGAAGCGAGGCAGUGGUGUCUUUGAAUGUCAACAAUCGGCUUGCAGAGGUGCAGCCCGGUGGACCGGAAGAACAGGAGAAGGAAGACUGGGUACAGGCCAAGCGACACGUGCUCGCGGUCCUCCGGGUACAGACCGGCAAAACGCUCUUUGAGGUCUUAGUCAAUAGUCCUACCGAGGUUCACGAGACUGUCUGGCUAGAGCUUGUGUAUGCGGACAUGGCUCGGGAUGAAGGCAAGAGGGCUCGGAAAGAACUACCUAGCACGCCCGUUGAGGCGAGCUACCAGAUUGAGAGCAUUCGAUCGCUGCCGUUCCACGAAGUCAAGGUCCGCGCCAUUGAGUUCUGCAUGAAGCUCGAACGUGCUGGCCGUCUGACCCGGGAAAACGCGUUUGCCGACCUGUUGGAUUCCAUCGCCGGGGACAUCCGUCAGAAGCAUCAUUUGCGAAAGAUGCAGCGUCAGAAUGCUGUGGCCAUGGAACGAGCCCAUGAGGACAUGUGGAGGAAGCAUCAAGGGUUCGAAGAGCAGAUCAAGAGCUAUCAUCAGUUCAUCGACUCGUCCUUGGCCAGUCUGCAGAAGGGCAAGAAGAAACCUACGUUCUUGUCAAAGCAAUACUUCCACCAAAGGGCGGAAGCAAAGUCUGGCAAGCGAUCUCAAUUCGGCUCGUACAAGUAUACUGCGGCUGAUUUGUACGAACGAGGCAUCCUGCUCGGAAUCAAUCAGCUCUCACCUAACGUCUUUAACGAGGUCAAUAUCAUCAUCGCAUCGGACGAAGUGGGAGUCUUUGCGCUUGAACUGCAUUCCUCGACAGUGUCGAUACCCGUCAGCAGGGGUUCGACCCGCGAGGAAAUAAGAAUGGAGGAUCUGCUUCAAGCACAGUUCGAGAACGAGUUGAACUUGCUGCUCUUCGAUGGAGUGGCCACGUUCAGCAUCAACAUGCUGAUCCAUCAGAUCAACAAGAGUGAGUGUGGCUUAGCGAAGUGGUGGUUGAUCGAUUGCAGAGUUCUAUUCUUAAUUGGCGACCGGCACGACCGGAGAUCACAUGUGGGGUACUACGACUGCACACGAUUGUAA
This is a messenger RNA of Kockovaella imperatae, 5220 nucleotides long. RefSeq lists its product as hypothetical. Gene Ontology annotation, biological process: regulation of actin cytoskeleton organization; mitotic actomyosin contractile ring assembly actin filament organization; regulation of GTPase activity. The transcript is spliced from 17 exons. Gene Ontology annotation, molecular function: calmodulin binding; GTPase activator activity; actin filament binding. Gene Ontology annotation, cellular component: cytoplasm; mitotic actomyosin contractile ring. Bases 1 to 5220 code for a protein of 1739 amino acids. Lineage: Eukaryota; Fungi; Basidiomycota; Tremellomycetes; Tremellales; Cuniculitremaceae. The record is from RefSeq and is a predicted model, not a curated record.